CCCGGCGCUCCUCAAGAUGGCUGCCGACAGUGAGCCCGAAUCCGAGGUAUUUGAGAUCACGGACUUCACCACUGCCUCGGAAUGGGAAAGGUUUAUUUCCAAAGUUGAAGAAGUCUUGAAUGACUGGAAACUGAUUGGAAACUCUUUGGGAAAGCCACUCGAAAAGGGUAUAUUUACUUCUGGCACAUGGGAAGAGAAAUCAGAUGAAAUUUCCUUUGCUGACUUCAAGUUCUCAGUCACUCAUCAUUAUCUUGUACAAGAGUCCACUGAUAAAGAAGGAAAGGAUGAGUUAUUAGAGGAUGUUGUUCCACAAUCUAUGCAAGAUUUGCUGGGUAUGAAUAAUGACUUUCCUCCAAGAGCACAUUGCCUGGUAAGAUGGUAUGGGCUACGUGAGUUCGUGGUGAUUGCCCCUGCUGCACACAGUGACGCUGUUCUCAGCGAAUCUAAGUGCAACCUUCUUCUGAGUUCUGUUUCUAUUGCCUUGGGAAACACUGGCUGUCAGGUGCCACUCUUUGUGCAAAUUCACCACAAAUGGCGAAGAAUGUAUGUAGGAGAAUGUCAAGGUCCUGGUGUACGAACUGAUUUCGAAAUGGUUCAUCUUAGAAAAGUGCCAAAUCAGUACACUCACUUAUCAGGUCUGCUGGAUAUCUUCAAAUCAAAGAUUGGAUGUCCUUUAACUCCAUUGCCUCCAGUUAGUAUUGCUAUUCGAUUUACCUAUGUACUUCAAGAUUGGCAGCAGUAUUUUUGGCCUCAGCAACCUCCAGACAUAGAUGCCCUUGUAGGAGGAGAAGUUGGAGGCUUGGAGUUUGGCAAGUUACCAUUUGGUGCCUGCGAAGAUCCUAUUAGUGAACUCCAUUUAGCUACUACAUGGCCUCAUCUGACCGAAGGGAUCAUUGUGGAUAAUGAUGUUUAUUCUGAUUUGGAUCCUAUUCAAGCUCCACAUUGGUCUGUUAGAGUUCGAAAAGCUGAGAAUCCUCAGUGUUUGCUAGGUGAUUUUGUCACUGAAUUUUUUAAAAUUUGCCGUCGAAAGGAGUCAACUGAUGAGAUUCUUGGACGAUCUGCAUUUGAGGAAGAAGGCAAAGAAACUGCUGAUAUAACUCAUGCUUUGUCAAAAUUGACAGAGCCGGCAUCAGUUCCAAUUCAUAAAUUAUCAGUUUCAAAUAUGGUACACACUGCAAAGAAGAAAAUCCGAAAACACAGAGGUGUAGAGGAGUCACCGCUAAAUAAUGAUGUUCUUAAUACUAUUCUCCUGUUCUUAUUCCCUGAUGCUGUUUCUGAGAAACCAUUAGAUGGAACUACUUCAACAGAUAAUAAUAAUCCUCCAUCAGAGAGUGAAGACUAUAAUCUCUACAAUCAGUUCAAGUCUGCACCAUCUGACAGUUUAACAUACAAACUGGCUUUGUGUCUCUGUAUGAUCAAUUUUUACCAUGGAGGGUUGAAAGGAGUGGCACACCUCUGGCAGGAAUUUGUUCUUGAAAUGCGUUUCCGAUGGGAAAACAACUUUCUGAUUCCAGGAUUAGCAAGUGGACCCCCAGAUCUGAGGUGUUGUUUACUGCAUCAGAAACUACAGAUGUUAAAUUGUUGUAUUGAAAGAAAGAAGGCACGUGAUGAGGGGAAAAAGACAAGUGCUUCAGAUGUCACUAAUAUAUAUCCAGGGGAUGCUGGAAAAGCAGGAGACCAGUUGGUGCCAGAUAAUCUAAAAGAAACAGAUAAGGAAAAGGGAGAGGUAGGAAAAUCUUGGGAUUCCUGGAGUGACAGCGAAGAAGAAUUUUUUGAAUGCCUAAGUGAUACUGAAGAACUUAAAGGAAAUGGACAAGAGAGUGGCAAGAAAGGAGGACCUAAGGAGAUGGCAAAUUUAAGGCCGGAAGGACGGCUCUAUCAGCAUGGGAAACUUACACUGCUGCAUAAUGGAGAACCUCUCUACAUUCCAGUAACCCAGGAACCAGCACCUAUGACAGAAGAUCUGCUAGAAGAGCAGUCUGAAGUUUUAGCUAAAUUAGGUACAUCGGCAGAGGGGGCUCACCUUCGAGCACGCAUGCAGAGUGCCUGUCUGCUCUCAGAUAUGGAGUCUUUUAAGGCAGCUAAUCCAGGUUGCUCCCUGGAAGAUUUUGUGAGGUGGUAUUCACCCCGGGAUUAUAUUGAAGAGGAGGUGAUUGAUGAAAAGGGCAAUGUGGUGCUGAAAGGAGAACUGAGUGCCCGGAUGAAGAUUCCAAGCAAUAUGUGGGUAGAAGCCUGGGAAACAGCUAAGCCAAUUCCUGCUAGAAGGCAAAGGAGACUCUUUGAUGAUACACGGGAAGCAGAAAAGGUGCUGCACUAUCUGGCAAUCCAGAAACCUGCAGACCUUGCUCGGCACCUGUUACCUUGUGUGAUUCAUGCAGCUGUACUCAAGGUAAAGGAAGAAGAAAGUCUCGAAAACAUUUCUUCAGUUAAGAAGAUCAUAAAGCAGAUAAUAUCCCAUUCCAGUAAAGUUUUGCACUUCCCCAAUCCAGAAGACAAGAAAUUGGAAGAAAUCAUUCACCAGAUUACUAAUGUGGAAGCUCUCAUUGCCAGAGCUCGGUCACUAAAAGCCAAGUUUGGAACUGAGAAAUGUGAACAGGAGGAGGAAAAGGAAGAUCUUGAAAGGUUUGUGAGUUGCCUGCUGGAGCAGCCUGAAGUGUUAGUCACCGGUGCAGGAAGAGGACAUGCUGGCAGGAUCAUUCACAAGCUGUUUGUGAAUGCCCAGAGGCUGACUGAAUCUUCUGAUGAGGCUGCAGCUAUGACUCCACCAGAGGAGGAAUUGAAGAGAAUGGGCUCCCCAGAGGAAAGAAGGCAGAACUCCGUGUCAGACUUCCCACCCCCUGCUGGCCGGGAAUUCAUUUUGCGCACCACUGUGCCGCGCCCUGCUCCCUACUCCAAAGCUCUGCCUCAGCGGAUGUACAGUGUUCUCACCAAAGAGGACUUUAGACUUGCAGGUGCCUUUUCAUCAGAUACUUCCUUCUUCUGAUUCUUCUAGCAUUACUCGUUGGUGGCUUCAGAGACAGUGCUGCCUCCUCCUGAGGGAGGGAAGGUACCAGGGAGAACCUGGGAGGUCCUGGAGAGGGCCCUGUCCAGUUGGGUGAUCAGGAAUCAAACCAGCAUCGGAAAGACUUCCCAGCACCAAGCUUGAGCUGUGUCGUUUCGUGGAGGGGGCAGCGAGGAUGGGCUUGAGCUGUUGAGAGAUUUCUGCCCUAGAGAUGGCCUUUGUAUAUGGGGGGGUGGUGGGGGGACACAAACACAUCAGACACUCCGUCCUCACACUGGCAGGACGGUGUUCAUCGCAUUCUCUUCUGUGACCAGCCUCUAGGCUAGCGGCUGCAUUCGUGGUCUGUGCAAACACUUCGUGGUUCUAUAUAUCAGCAGCAAGUGUGCAAAAUAAAGGACCUGUUAACUCAGAUUUCUGGAUAUUUUGGUGGUAGCUUCUAGUCCCAGAAUCUGUGUUUUUAAAAUACUACAUGACAUUCUGUCUAUUCAAUCACCUGGUGGUCAUCUUUCUUGUACUAAUUAACUGUUGAUGAGCAUUUUGGAUAUUCUAGGAGAAAGCCUAUAAUUUCACAUAGUUUCUCUUUUUCAUGUAACUGUAACCUAAAUGUAUUACUUCUGAUAAAACUAUAUAUCAAAUGUCACUGCAAAUUAGUUUUAUAUCUGUCAUGUGAGAUUUGUCUUACUUAUUUUUCUUUUGGUUGCCAUGGAAGUUAUGGCCCUGAAAAUCGUCUCCCUCCCCUUCUCUUGCUGUACAGCAUGCGUUCUCUUUUUGUGGUUGCUGGCUGGGUACUGUAUUUAAUGAAGUAGAGAAUAGCACUUGCAAAAAUACAGUCUUGGUACCUAGAGACUGUCAUGCAGAUAGUAUAAUUUGGUAUAUGUGCUAAUGCAUUGAGUAGAGGAUUAUUUUAACACACUAUUUUGCUUUUGUAUUUUAGUUAAAAUAAUCGAUGGGGAUGUGUAGCCCCCCCGUGUGAGGAUGACAUCACCACAUUUCUAGUUUCAUGGAGCUCAAGAUGUCUUGUGUCUGUGUGGCUAGAUGGCCUCUGCUUGGUAAUCUUAUUUUUAGGCCUAAAAUUCCCACUUAAAUCCAAAGUAAAAAUGGUUAUACUGAAGCAUAAACCUUGCCUGUGUAAUUUUAAAAAAUUAAUAGAGCUGUGCAAACCCUGUUAUUUUUGUAAAAAAAAAAAAAAAUACAUAUCUAUAUAUAAUAUGUGUGUGUGUGUGACAUAUGCACACGUCUCUGUGUAUGUGAAGUAGGGGAGGCCCUGGGGGAUGACCUCCCAGCCUUUAUGAUGCUUUUCUCUAUGCUGCUGGACUUCAUUCUUACUGGUCCACGCAGAUGCAGGCGGCCUGAGGCCAGUGCUGUACCAAGUAGAAGACGGUUCCUAAGGACAGAGUUUGUCUGUUUUCUAACAAAGAAAAAUUCUACAAAGGAGAGGUUGGGCGUUACAAAGGCAUUGUGAAUCUAAUAAAAGGAAAGUGUCGCUUUCUGUGGCGUUUUCUUUCAUUUUCUCCCGCUGAGGCAUUUCAGUCUAAUUUCAUGUGGUUUUGUGCUGUCUCAGCUCUAAUGUUUGCAGCCUGCUGAGCCUAACAAGGCAGUGGUCUCAAGAACAUUCUUUGUGCCUUUUUAAAGUACUCCAUUUUAUUUUUAUGAUAGUUAUGUAUUUAUUUCACAGAUAUAUUUAAGUACCCACUUUGUGUCAGGUACAGUACAAGCAAUGAAGAUAAAACAGAAACCAAAACACACUCCCUUACAGGGAAAACUGACACCACGUUGCCACAAAAUGUUGAGUAUAGUCAACUCUGCUGUGUGGAUCGGAGGGCCUGCAUUUAUCCUACAAAUAAUUGAAUGUAAUCCUACAUUCAUGUAUUCAUUGGCAGUACGGAGUAAUAAAUGCAGCAAUGUCAUAAA
This is a messenger RNA of Homo sapiens (human), 4912 nucleotides long. It is a transcript of the gene RAB3GAP1, whose product is annotated as RAB3 GTPase activating protein catalytic subunit 1. NCBI's taxonomy places the organism in Eukaryota, Metazoa, Chordata, Mammalia, Primates, Hominidae. Gene Ontology annotation, molecular function: GTPase activator activity. The coding region runs from base 17 to 2983 and encodes 988 amino acids. The transcript has 25 exons. The record is from RefSeq and is marked reviewed. Gene Ontology annotation, cellular component: endoplasmic reticulum; cytoplasm; postsynapse.